AUGUUGAGAUCAGUGCUUUUUCUAUUCGCGGGCGUUUUCUUCGCUGCGUGCUUGACAUCGGUCAUGAGUGAUGAGCCAACGACGGACUUGCCGAUAUGCGAGCAGGCUUUUGGCGAUGCGGGUCUUUGUUUCGGCUAUAUGAAACUAUACUCGUACAACCAGGAGACGAAGAACUGUGAAGAAUUCAUUUACGGAGGCUGCCAAGGGAAUGAUAAUCGUUUCAGCACAUUGGCCGAAUGCGAACAGAAAUGCAUAAACUAA
Messenger RNA from Bombyx mori (domestic silkworm), 261 nucleotides. It is a transcript of the gene Ci-13, whose product is annotated as chymotrypsin inhibitor CI13. Gene Ontology annotation, biological process: negative regulation of peptidase activity. Lineage: Eukaryota; Metazoa; Arthropoda; Insecta; Lepidoptera; Bombycidae. The record is from RefSeq and is marked provisional. Gene Ontology annotation, molecular function: serine-type endopeptidase inhibitor activity.